CAACGAACUUAUACAUAAUGAAAUAUUUUGGAGGAAUAGAAGGUGGAGCAACACACUCACAUUUAGUGAUCUGCGAUGAGAAUGGAGAGUGUUGCGCUAUAACCACUGGCCUUGGAACUAAUCAUUGGAUGGUUGGAAUAGCAGAAUGUGCAAGACGCAUAGCUGAUAUGGUAGAGCGAGCAAAAAAUGAUGCCGGUAUACCUCAGGAGACACGUUUAACCAGUUUAGGUCUAAGUUUAAGCGGUUGUGAGCAGCAAGAAUCAAAUCGUGAGCUUUCGCUGGAACUGCGUAAUUCCUUUCCCGACAUCUCAGAUAGCUAUGUUGUUUGCAGUGAUACUAUGGGCAGUGUUUUCACUGCCUCUCCAAUCGGUGGCAUGGUUGUUAUAUCCGGAACUGGUUCAAAUGCUUUGCUAAAAAAUCCUGAUGGUAGCACACACAAUUGCGGUGGUUGGGGACAUUUUCUAGGCGAUGAGGGUAGUGCCUGGCAUAUAUCGCAUCGCGCCAUGAAAACAGUCUUCGAUGAUAUGGACAAUUUUGCAAAAUCACCUUACCCGGUGGAACGUAUUUGGGAGCUAAUACAGCAACAUUUUAAUAUAAAAACUCGUUUGGAUUUAUUGCCUCAUUGCUAUGCAAAAUUUGAUAAAUCAUUCUAUGCUAGUCUCUGUAAGAAGUUAGCACUUGUCGCCGUUGAAGAGGACAACGAACUGGCGAAAUCUCUAUUUACCGAUGCCGGUCGACAAAUUGCACGCAGCAUAACUGCACUAUUGCCAAAAGUCAGUCACAGCCUAGUUGACUCAGGUGAAUUGAAUAUUGUGUGUGUCGGUUCAGUUUGGCAUAGUUGGCAAUUGCUACGUGAGGGUUUUAUCAAAGAGCUCAGUCUAUAUACGGUACCAUUUCGCUUGAAUCUAGUCACUCUAACAAAAAGCAGCGCUUACGGUGCUUGUUACAUGGGUGCUGAUGCAAUUCAGUACGAUUUAGCUAGAAAUUAUUCCGACAAUGUCAAGAUCAUGUUCCAAUAUACGUGCAAAAACAGUGCCAAAGCGAAUGGCAACGGUUAUUGCCAAUCCAAUGACAUUCCACCUGAAGGCAGGGUAUAAUUUAUGCAGUGUUAGCAGUGGAACUGAGAAAGUAAAGUGUCAAAUCGCACCGUUUGCAUAAUAUAUAUGCAAAACUACAGAACAAUAACAAAAAAAGACAUUCCAGUUGUAGUAUUUGUUAAUAGAAAAUUAU
Teleopsis dalmanni is the source of this 1230-nucleotide messenger RNA. Its product is annotated as N-acetyl-D-glucosamine kinase. The coding region runs from base 18 to 1097 and encodes 359 amino acids. The record is from RefSeq and is a predicted model, not a curated record. NCBI's taxonomy places the organism in Eukaryota, Metazoa, Arthropoda, Insecta, Diptera, Diopsidae. Gene Ontology annotation, molecular function: N-acetylglucosamine kinase activity. The transcript has 4 exons.